This is a messenger RNA of Colletotrichum spaethianum, 1392 nucleotides long. Its product is annotated as CRAL-TRIO domain-containing protein. Lineage: Eukaryota; Fungi; Ascomycota; Sordariomycetes; Glomerellales; Glomerellaceae. The transcript has 4 exons. The record is from RefSeq and is a predicted model, not a curated record. Bases 1 to 1392 code for a protein of 463 amino acids.
AUGCCCCCUGGAAGACCGGGAAAUCUCACCCCGGAGCAGGAAGAGAAGCUACGCCAGCUAUGGAACCUGAUUUUGUCCUUGGGAGAGGAGACCAGCACUCCGGCCGCAGAUAGCGCAUCUGCCAGCAUAGCCCCGAGCGAGACGUCGGCUGCCGGAAAGGGCGACAAGCCCAAGAAGAAGCGCGUCUCACUCUUUAGUCGCAAGGAUAAGAAGGAGGCCGGAUCAACAAACUCCUCGACUCCCGUUACCAUCAAGGAGGAUGGCGACGACAAGUACGGUCAGACCAAGCAAUUCCAGGAGGCUUUGGCCAGCCAAAGCCCGGAGGCUCUGCGCGCCACGAUCUGGGCCAUGGUCAAGCAUGACCACCCAGAUGCCUUGGCGCUGCGCUUCCUGAGAGCGCGCAAAUGGGACGUUGAGAAGGCCUUUGUCAUGAUGAUCUCCACCAUGAACUGGAGGUUAACGGAGAUGAAGGUUGACGAGGAAAUCAUGAGAACCGGUGAGGCUGGUGCUUUGGAGGCCUCAAAGAGCUCGGACCCCGGCGCAAAGAAACUCGGAGAGGAUUUCAUGGCCCAGGCUCGGUCAGGCAAAACCUUCAUUCACGGCCUCGACAAGGCAGGACGACCCAUCUGCCAGGUCAGAGUGCGCAUGCACAGACAGGGCGAGCAAUGUGAGGAGAGUCUGGAGAAGUACACUGUCUUUUUGAUCGAGACAGCGCGCAUGGUUUUGGCCCCCCCUGUGGAUACUGCUACGAUUGUCUUUGACAUGACCGGCUUCUCCAUGGCCAACAUGGACUACACCCCCGUCAAAUUCAUGAUCAAGUGCUUCGAGGCCAACUAUCCUGAAUCUCUUGGGGCUGUCCUGGUGCACCGUGCCCCUUGGGUAUUCCAAGGUAUCUGGAAGAUUAUCAAGGGCUGGCUUGACCCGGUCGUCGCGGCCAAGGUUCAUUUCACCAACAAUGUCAAGGAGAUGUCGGAGUUCAUUGAGCCAAGCCGCAUUCUCAAGGAGCUCGACGGCCAGGAGGAUUGGGACUACAAGUACGUGGAGCCGGUUGCCGGGGAGAACGACAAGAUGAAGGACACGGCAACACGGGAUACUCUGGUGUCUGGCCGAGAGGACCUCAUCCACGAGUACGAAGAGACGACCCUGCAAUGGAUCAAGGAGGCCGGAACGGACAAGGAGCCUGCCAUCAAGGCACAGCGCGAGGAGCUUGCCCGCAAGCUGAGAGACGACUACUGGAAGCUGGACCCGUACAUCCGCGCCAAGUGCUUCCUGGACCGGACUGGCGUCAUCCAGGAGGGCGGAAAGAUUGACAUGUACUCCAAGGGAGCCACCGCUCCUCAGCCCACCAACGGCGCGCCAACAGUCGAUACCUCGGCCGACGAUGUAGACUAG